Molecule: messenger RNA, 3779 nt
Organism: Lytechinus pictus (painted urchin)
Lineage: Eukaryota; Metazoa; Echinodermata; Echinoidea; Temnopleuroida; Toxopneustidae
Product: transmembrane protein 254-like
Exons: 4
Coding region: 103-474 (123 amino acids)
Source: RefSeq, a predicted model, not a curated record
AUCACCGUUCUGACGUCAUUAUUCUGCAGUCUGCUGUAAAUAAUUGUUUGUGCCGGCGCCGGGUUCUUAAUUCUUCUAAAACAAGAAGUAAUUUGAAUCAAAAUGCCUUUAUCAAAGAAUGUUGAUCAUUUUGUGCUUCCUAACAUCAUCAUUAUGGCUGUAGUCACAGUGGGUCUUCUUUUAACGGUGUUGUGCACCUUCAAACCCGAGGUUGUUCCUUAUGCCUACAUGGGACCACUUGGUGAUUUGGCUCACUACCUUGCAUACAAACAAACCCUAGUUAUGCAGACAAUAUGUUGUACAGCAAUCUUCCUACAUGUUGUUGAGGCCUUCUAUGCGUAUUACCUAGCAGGGACGAAAGAGUUAUCAAGUUCCGCAAGACUCAAGUGGGGCAUUGGUACUCUGUGUUUUGGCAUCUUCUGCAUGUACGAGUUGUUGAAGUAUGACCCAACUAAGCAUCAGAAGAAUGAAUGAUUAAAGUGUGCGAGCUACAGAAAUAAUGUGAACCUACUUCAAUGACAAGCCAGGUUGUGUGACCAAUAUUUCAAGUCUUCUACAGGGUUUGGUACUGUAUAUACGGUAAGCAUUGACAAUAUAAGGUGCCUUUGCCAGAACCUCAGGGGAGGCUGGACUGAGCUGCAUGGAUUCUCUUUAGGUGGAUGUCAGGUUAUUCAAAAUUUCAAACUGUAUUCUAGUUAUGAAAUGUCUGCAGUUGGAUUGUAGGCCAAUAAGCUUUUGGGCAAAUAAUGGUGUCUUUAAUAAUUGUCAGAACUGCAGUAUAGGGAAUGAGCUUAAUAAUAUGUGAGCUAGUAGCUUUAUGAACUUCACUGGGAUGCCAGGCUUUUCCCAAUUUAAAAUAGAUCUAUAUUUUUCAAGCUUCAAAGUGUUUAUAUUUUAAAUGUAGGUCAAACGUGAUCGUCCUAUAAACUCUGAACCAUUGCAAAUAAAGGUGUUUUUAUUUCAGAACAAUAACAACAGAAGGAAUGAGUUAAAUAGUAUUUAAUGGGAGAUGCCAGGUUUUGUCCCAUUUCAAACGGCAUUCAAGUUAUGAAGUGCCUACAUUUAGUAUUGUAGGCCAAUCAUUAUCUUCCUAAUUACUCUGAACAGAGUCAACGGGGCAUGUGAAGAUAUCUUUGUUUCAGAAUUCAGAGCUACAAUGGAUUUUGAGCCUACUUCAAUGACAUGCUAGCCUUGCUAGGUUUUGUCCAGUUUUCAAAGUUUAUUCAGGAUUCUCCUAUUAUUUCUAAAGUCUGAAUAUUGGUGUAUAUAAGUGUGUUCUUGUUUCACGAGUCCACUGUUUCUAAUCUGAUGAAUCAACUGUUCAUAACAGUACAUGUAGACUCAUUAAUAAAAUUGUGUGCUUUACCAUAGCAACAACCAUCAAUUUAGUGCAAUGUGAUAAAAACGCUCAUCAGCAAUGGAAAUUUUUUUAUACUCUACAUGGUAAAUUAGGCGAAAUUCUGCAUAAACCAUGGGUUUAAUCGAUCGAUGGGCUUUAUAUUAUCUUUGUGAUUCGGACCGAUGUUUUCUAUUUUCAUUCUUACUUUUUUUCAUAUUUUAAGUAUGGGAGUGCAAUCUUGUAUGAAUAAUGAUUUUGAAUUAAAUUAGAUUAUAGAUUUUAAAAGUCUUCCUUUUUCAUUCCUUUAAAAAGAUUUAUCUCACUUUUAUGAAUCUUGCAAUCAUUUCAGGCUUCAUGUACUGUAUGUCAUACUUAGUCAUUUGAAAUGUAUAUAAAUCAUACAUAUUUUUUUCACUUGGCUUUCCUUUUCAAACAGGAAACGUAUAUUUGGGUGUUCCAUAAAGCUGUUCAUGAGGUAAAUUGCCAAUUCGUCUACUGCCAACUCAUCCACUUACCACAUGGUUUACCUUCAUUUAAUCUAAUGCCAUUCAGUCCAUCAACAUUUCAUCUAUUUGGUCCAAUAAUCACUUUGUCUAAUCACCAGUUCAUCUAUGACCAUUUUGCCUAAUAACCAGUUGGUCUAAUACCUAUCUUCUUUUCAUUCAUUUUGCACAAUUUAACACUUAGGCCAAUCAGACCAAAUGGUAAAUGGACUAAAUUUGGACCAACUGGUUAUUAGACGGAAUGGCAUUAGACUAAAUGAAAGUUGACCAUGUGGUGAGUGGACGAACUGAUGGUAGACCAAGUGAUAGUAGAUGAGUUGGCAAUUGGACGAAUUGGAAAUAAACCGUUGAGACAUUCACAACUUUACACAGGACAGAUGACCUGAGGCCCGUUUCAUAAAGACUUGAUAUAAUAACAAAUUUACAGUUUAUGUAACAAGCUUAUGAUCAGCCAAUCAAAUUGAUUGAUUUCAGUAGCUUUGAACUGUCAUUGCAAAUUUGUUAUUAUAACAAGUUUUAUGAAAUUGGGAUUCAGUUCUUGUGUGCUAAAGCAAAUUCUCAAAUCAUUUUACUCGCAUUCAAAGUAAGUUGGGUAAUAUUAAAGAAAAAAUACCUUUUUGUCAAUAACAAAAAUUUGCUUUAGCUUGAAAUGAGAAGUAAAUUCCCAUUUUAUAUGAAAUCACAGAGAAUAAUUUGUUUAGGUUUUAAUUCUUUGGAGAAAAUAAAUUAAGAGGAAAGCCCCAUAAAACAAUCUUUCUCUCUGUCCCCUUUUUCUCCCCCCCCCCAUCUUUUUUUUUCUCUCUUUGUGUGUGUGUGUUUUUUUUUUUUGGGGGGGGGCGACUGCCCCCCACUGGCUACAUGCCUUUAGCUGGUGAAUCUAAAGUCAUAAAUGUUGCUAGCAAACAGCUUCAUGACACACCACCAUGUUCAUGUAUAUGUAACAAGUUUGAUGAAGACCUGGGGGGGGGGGGUAUUUCACAAAGAGUGAAGUCUGACUUAGAGUUACGGUAUGCUUUUAAAACGAUACUCCAGGCUGAAAAUAUUUAUAUCUAAAUAAAUAGAGUAAAAGUCACAAAGCAAAAUGCUGAAAAUUUCAUCAAAAUCGGAUAACAACAAAGUUAUUGAAUUUUAAAGUUUAUCAAUACUUUGUGAAAACAGUUAUAUGCACAUCGUCAUGAAUAUUCAUUAGGUGGGCUGAUGAUGUCAUAUCCCCUCUUUUCUUUUUAUUAUGUUAUUACAUGAAAUGAUAAUUGUUUCAUUUUUUCAUACAUGUGUAAUGUGUCUCCAUUAUGAUGAAAUAAGUUGCAGCAAUAAAUAACUAAUACACUUACAUGUAAUCAGUUGUCAAUUCAAUUGUUUUAGUUCUUGGUAGAAAAUAUUUAAAUAAACCUGAUUUCAAAUAAUAAAAUACAAAAGAACAAGUGGGGACAUGACAUCAUCAGCCCACCUAAUGAAUAUUCAUGAACACAUGCCUUAAACUGUUUCACCGGAAUAACGCAAAUCUUUAAAAUUCAAUAACUUCGUUAUUUAUUAUCCGAUUAUGAUCAAAUUUUCAGCAUUUUACUCCGGUCCGUGAGUUUUACUCUUUUUAUUGAGAUAUAAAUAUCUCCAGCCUGGACCAUCCCUUUAAAAUGUCGACGGACACAUGAAACGCACAAUCUUAUUGAUGGGUAUGCAGUAGUGUGUGUCCUCUAAGCACCACUUGACCAAUUUUUUCUGCAAACAACUGGGAAUAUAAGUGCGAAUCUAGGUGACACUUAAUCUUUGUGAAACACCUCCUGUGUUCUUCAAAGAAUGUGGAUUAGUGCUGGCUUAAGCACAUUUUAUGGAUUUAUGGUGCUGUAUUCAUAAAAAACAAUUUUAAACUGUAUUCUACAUGAAUUUUAUUAUGUACAUGUCUUUUUUUUCCAACCAGAAUAAAUAUACAGGAAAAGAAA